Priapulus caudatus is the source of this 1807-nucleotide messenger RNA. RefSeq names its product THO complex subunit 7 homolog. The transcript has 8 exons. Gene Ontology annotation, cellular component: THO complex part of transcription export complex. The record is from RefSeq and is a predicted model, not a curated record. Lineage: Eukaryota; Metazoa; Priapulida; Priapulimorpha; Priapulimorphida; Priapulidae. The coding region runs from base 1 to 594 and encodes 197 amino acids. Gene Ontology annotation, biological process: mRNA processing; mRNA export from nucleus.
AUGGCUGACGAUGACAUACUGAGAAAGAAGCUUCUCAUAGAGGGCGAUGGUACUGGUAGCGACACUCGUAUCAACACAUUUCUCAAAACUUUCUUCAAAUGGUUCCACGGCAAAGACGCAGAGAGCGAUGAGGAAAGUAAUGCUGCCUACCAAAAGCUGCUGUCACAACUGGCCCAGAUUGAGAUAAGCCAUGCGAAAACCAAGUUCAUUCAUGACAUGAAUGUCCAGGAAAAAAAGAACUAUGAAAGACUCUACACAGAUAUAGAACAACAAAUAGAUGAUGCCAGGCAGCAGAUUAUUGACUGCAAGAAUGAAUUAUUACAGGCAAAGAGAAUCCGCAAAAAUAGACAAGAGUAUGAUGUUCUGGCAAAGCUGAUACAGCAGCAUCCAGACAGACAGGAAACAUUGAAUGAGUUGGAGGCUCUAGACCAGCAGACGCAGAGCUCACAGAAGGAAAACUUGGCUCUCGACGACAAGCUGGAGAUGAGAAGGAAACAGUUCCACGUUCUCAUGACAGCGAUAUACGAGCUCACCAGCUUAUUAGAGGCUGAUGAUGAAAAGAAAGACGAGGACAUUAGAAUGGAAACGGGAUAGGCUGCGAAGUGUGCAGGGACGUCGCUUUGUCCGUCGCCACCAGAAUCAGCGCCAUCUGGGGACAAUCCCGCAAAACAGGAUCUCAUCGUUUACUUUGCGUUCACAUCUCAUAUUGCUGGUUGUUGUUACCUGGCAUUAAUGACUUGCUGAUUCUCGGUAAUGACUCGCAACUUUGGCAACUUGUCUCGUAGAAAUGUGAUACCAGCUUAUUUCUAUGCUUGGCAGUAUCACACUUGUUCGCGCAACAAUUCUUGAUGCUCAUACCUUCCCAGGGCGUACAAUGAACGUAGUUCAAGUGACACCUCGCUGUUACGAGCAGUGAAGUAAUGCAAUACAGUGGUGUCACUCCAUACACAUCCACUGAAGUGGAAAUUAUAGAUGAUCAGGCAGGGCAUUGAAUACCCAUGCUGAUGCAGGCAGGCUUUCUUAGCAAAUCGGAUGGAAAAUAAUGCAGCCUGUGCCAGUGCUUAGAAUUUGCAUUGUACAGUUGAUGAUGUAGCUAUGCGAAGAUGAAAUGUGUGCGUGGUCUAAGAAGCCUCUAAUCGCUCGCGUAAAAACAACAGAUAUCGUGUGUUGUAUGCGUAUUCUGAUCGGGAGGGGGGGGGCGAAGCGUGGGUUUGUUAGCGUUGUUCACGGUAUGAAGAACGCACGACGAUGUGUGAAACCAUGUACGCAGAAAUCUGCAGUCAUACCAAUCACAGCAAAUAAAACGAUGUUCGUGUUCGAUUGCGCAUGGCCACGUCAUAGUGACAGACAGGAACAUGUAAUAGGGAUUUGUUAGUAGGCAUCCCUAGUAUACACUAGUUAUUAUAUCGUUGUUAAGACUACAACUGUUACUAGUUGUAGUAAGUGAUGGGAUCCCUAUUAUUUACUCUGGAUAUAGCAAUAUAGUUGCUCACAUGCUGCUGUAAACGGUUUUAGCGAACCUUUGCGAUUUUACCACGCUAUAGAAAGUCCAUCGCGGUGAACAUCUGGAGAAUUAUCCUCGCUGUGUGGGGAACCAUAUAAAAUAUAAGCUAUACUAAACCAACUAUAUAUAUAUAUAUAAUAUACAUAUAUGCACAGACGGUCAUUGAGCACAGUCGUUAAGUGGAAAAACAAGUUGCAUGGCAAUGAUGGUUAUGCAUUGUAAAUGAACGUGUGAUUUGACACGUUUCUAUAUAUUGUAAUACAUCAUAUUUUAUAAUAAAAAAUAAUGAAAAUGAACAAAUGA